Chinchilla lanigera (long-tailed chinchilla) is the source of this 1517-nucleotide messenger RNA. RefSeq names its product neurexophilin 4 (gene Nxph4). The record is from RefSeq and is a predicted model, not a curated record. The transcript is spliced from 2 exons. Gene Ontology annotation, molecular function: signaling receptor binding. Bases 27 to 1019 code for a protein of 330 amino acids. NCBI's taxonomy places the organism in Eukaryota, Metazoa, Chordata, Mammalia, Rodentia, Chinchillidae.
GAGGCCCAAGGGAGGUGCACCCUGCAAUGCGGCUAGGGGCCGGUCCUCCUCUGAUUCCCAGCGGUCCUGUCCCAUCCCAAGAGUCGCAUGCCUCCCCCUCCCGCAGUGGAGUUUACUCAGCAGCCAGAGACGGCCUCGACUCCCCUCAGGUCGUCAGUGCCCAGAUACCGGAUUCCCGAAGGCCGCAGUACCUGGAACUGCACCCAGCCCCGGCCAGAGGGCGCACCCCUAGCCAGCAGCUCCCGGCUCCGAGGUCUCCGGAAAGCCUGGGCACCGCGCGCGCCUGGAGCUGGGCUUGGCCCGCUAACCACACGGGGGCGCUGUCCCGGGCUGGGGCGGCAGGGGCGCUGCCCGCGCAGCGCAGCAAGAGGAAGCCGUCCAUCAAGGCGGCCCGCGCCAAAAAGAUCUUCGGCUGGGGGGACUUCUACUUUCGGGUGCACACCCUCAAGUUCUCGCUGCUGGUGACUGGCAAGAUCGUGGACCACGUGAACGGUACCUUCAGUGUGUAUUUCCGCCACAACUCGUCCAGCCUGGGCAACCUCAGCGUCAGUAUCGUACCGCCCUCCAAGCUCGUGGAGUUCGGGGGCGUUUGGCUGCCCGGGCCUGCCCCCCACCCUCUGCAGUCCACGCUGGCCCUGGAGGGGGUGCUUCCCGGGCUGGGGCCCCCCCUGGGGAUGGCGGCUGCCGCGGCGGGCCCGGGGCUUGGAGGCUCGCUCGGGGGUGCCCUGGCAGGCCCCCUCGGGGGCAUGCUGGGGGUGCCGGGGGCCAAAGAGUCGCGGGCUUUCAACUGCCACGUGGAGUACGAGAAGACCAACCGCGCGCGCAAGCACCGCCCGUGCCUGUACGACCCCUCGCAGGUGUGCUUCACCGAGCACACGCAGAGCCAGGCCGCCUGGCUCUGCGCCAAGCCCUUCAAGGUCAUCUGCAUCUUCGUGUCCUUCCUCAGCUUCGACUACAAACUGGUGCAGAAAGUGUGCCCAGACUAUAACUUCCAGAGCGAGCACCCCUACUUUGGAUAGCGCCCCUCGCGUCCGGCCGCGCGGGUGGCAGCGGCCGCGCCUGGCGCUCGGGGCGGGGCGGAGGGGAGCCGCCCGCACAGUUCCGCUUCCCCUCCCCCGGGCGCCCGCGGGCUGGGGUGGCAGCCCCAGGGGCGGCCCAGGGUCCUCUGAGCCCUUCUGCCCCUGGCGCCGGGCUGGGCACGCCCUCCGCCCGCAGCUUGAAUAACGCCUGGCCCGGCCCCUCAUCCCGCCCCGACUUCUGGCCCCCAGCGCCCGUCCGCCUCCUCCACCCCGUCCCCGCUUCCAGACCGCGAAGGCCUGUGCGCCCCGCGCUGUCGCCCCCUCCGCCUGCCGUCUGCCUGGCCCCCGGCCCGCCCUGCCCUUCCGCGCUGCCCCUGCGCCCCAGCCUCGGCCCUGCCGUCCAGCUCCACCUGCCCUCCCGGCUGCUUCCUCUCCGUGAUAUUUUUUUCUACGCCAAAACAGACGGGAAAGGGAACAAAAUAAAGUGAAAUCCAAUAC